AUGCAGGGCCAGCCAUCACCAGCACAACACACAGGCACCACUGAGGCAAUCCCGGCGCGCUACACUUUCACUGAGGCGCGGUACCCACAACCUCACAGCCCCAGCCCCCAGUCACCAGCCCACCACACAGCCCCCCAACCCCCAGCCCCAGUCACCAGCCCACCACAGCCCCAGCCCCCAGCCCCAGUCACCACCCCACCACACAGCCCCAAGCCCCCAACCCAACAUACUCCCAGUCCCCAGUCACCAGCCCACCACACAGCCCCCAACCCCAGUCCCCAGUCACCAGCUUACCACACAGCCCCCAGCCCCCAGUCACUAGCCCAACACACAGUCUCCAGUCCCCAGUCACCAGCCCACCACACUCCCAGCCCCCAGUCACCAGCUCACCAAACAGUCUCCAGCCCCCAGUCACUAGCCCACCACACAAUCACCAGUCCCCAGCCCCAGUCCACCACACAGACCCCAGCCCCCAGUCACCAGCCCGCCAAACAGUCUCCAGCCCCCAGUCACCAGUCACUAGUCCACCACACAGCCCCCCAGGCCCCAGUCACCAGCCCACCACACUCCCAGCCCCCAGUCACCAGCUCACCAAACAGUCUCCAGCCCCCAGUCACCAACCCACCACACAGCUCCCAGCCCCCAUCCCCCAGCCCCGAGCCCACCAUAGACCCACCCUCCAUCAUCUCCCUGAAGGAAUGA
Portunus trituberculatus (swimming crab) is the source of this 702-nucleotide messenger RNA. Its product is annotated as vegetative cell wall protein gp1-like. The transcript is spliced from 2 exons. Bases 1 to 702 code for a protein of 233 amino acids. The record is from RefSeq and is a predicted model, not a curated record. NCBI's taxonomy places the organism in Eukaryota, Metazoa, Arthropoda, Malacostraca, Decapoda, Portunidae.